Molecule: messenger RNA, 384 nt
Organism: Biomphalaria glabrata
Lineage: Eukaryota; Metazoa; Mollusca; Gastropoda; Planorbidae
Exons: 2
Coding region: 1-384 (127 amino acids)
Source: RefSeq, a predicted model, not a curated record
AUGGGAUGCAGCGCGGUAAGUAGAUUUACCGUUCAUUUGACUAAAACAGCAUCACAGCAAAGACCCCGCGUGGCACAUCAAAAGAAGAAGUCUACCCGAAAGCACAAUCACGAGGGUGGUAACGAUUUUGAUGGCGGUGAUGGUGGAGGUGGUGACGAUGGAUGGGGCUACGACGCAGGUGGAAAUGAUGCAGGGGGCUACGACGCAGGUGGAAAUGAUGCAGGGGGCUACGACGCAGGUGGAAAUGAUGCUGGGGGCUACGACGCAGGUGGAAAUGAUGCUGGGGGCUACGACGCAGGUGGUGGAAAUGAUGCAGGGGGCUACGACGCAGGGGGAAAUGGUGGAGGUGGCUACGACGGAGGAGGCGGUGGAGGUGAUUUUUGA